UGUAAGACCAUGGACCAUGUGCAUCGUUUAUUUUUUUAGCACUAAAUCUGAAACGGUGACCGUUUUGAAAGGCACGUGGCUCCAGCUGGUAGGUGAAGUGGGCCCUUACUUACAAAAAAAGCAAUUAUCGCUGAUCAGCCGCACCGAACCUUAAGCUCACAUAGGCGCAACCACAUCUAAUCAUCCAUCCCUGACCAACCACUUAGUGGCGGACCCCACCCGAAAGAAAUUAUGUGCAAAAAGUCGCUCCUCCUACUCUCUUACACAUCGUUCAACCACCCCCAGUGGGGCCCACCAGGAAAACUCCACUGCGUUGUUGGUGAACCUGAAACCCCACUUCUCUCUCCCUCUCCAAAAACGCCAACUCCUCCUAUAUACCACCACCUUCACCACCGCCGCUUAAGGACUUACAAAAUACAAAGAAGCGAAUCGCAGACACGUUUCGUGUCGAUGCCGCCCGAAACGCCGCCGAACUUCUGGGGCCACAUGCCGGAGGAGGAGUACUACUCCUCCCAAGGCGUGCGAAACACCAAGUCCUACUUCGACACCCCCAACGGCAAGCUCUUCACGCAGAGCUUCCUGCCGUUGGAUCGCGAGAAAGUUAAGGGCUCCGUCUUUAUGACCCACGGCUACGGCUCCGACACCGGCUGGCUUUUCCAGAAGAUCUGCAUCAGCUUCGCCUCCUGGGGAUACGCCGUCUUCGCCGCCGAUCUCCCCGGGCACGGCAGAUCCGACGGCCUCCGCUGCUACCUCGGCGACCUGGAGAAGAUCGCCGCCACUUCCUUAUCCUUCUUCCUGCACGUCCGCCGCAGCGAAUUGUACCGAGACCUCCCCGCCUUCCUGUUCGGUGAAUCCAUGGGAGGGGCCACCGCCAUGCUCAUGUACUUCCAAUCGGAGCCCAACACGUGGACGGGGCUGAUCUUCUCGGCGCCGCUCUUCGUGAUGCCGGAGAACAUGAAGCCCAGUAAGGUCCGGCUGUUCAUGUACGGUAUGCUGUUCGGGAUCGCUGACACGUGGGCGGCGAUGCCGGACAACAAGAUGGUCGGGAAAGCGAUAAAGGACCCGGAGAAGCUAAAGAUCAUAGCGUCCAAUCCGAGGAGGUACACGGGAAAGCCGAGGGUGGGGACGAUGAGAGAGCUGGCUAGAGUUUGCCAGUACAUACAGGAUAACUUCGGGAAGGUGACGGCGCCGUUUUUGACGGUGCAUGGGACUUCGGACGGGGUGACGUGUCCGACAUCGUCGAAGCUGUUGUACGAGAAGGCUAGCAGCGAGGAUAAGAGCUUGAAGCUUUACGAGGGGAUGUACCACUCGCUGAUACAAGGGGAGCCCGACGACAACGCUAAUCUUGUGUUGGCGGAUAUGAGAGAGUGGAUUGAUUCCAGGGUUGAGAGGUAUGGCUCCAGAGCUGGUUGAAUUAAAUGCCACCUGGCAUAAUCCAUAUCCAAAAUGGAAUAAGACAUAUUAGUAUUUUCGAUAGAGCUUUUUUUUUUUUUUUUUUUUUUUUUAUCCCAAGACAUUUUUACAUAUUUACCUUGUUGGGGAAUGCAUAUGAUAAAUUGUAACGAAA
Molecule: messenger RNA, 1567 nt
Organism: Corylus avellana
Lineage: Eukaryota; Viridiplantae; Streptophyta; Magnoliopsida; Fagales; Betulaceae
Gene: LYSOPL2
Product: lysophospholipase 2
Source: RefSeq, a predicted model, not a curated record